AUGAGGCGAGGUAGGACUUGCAUUCCAGCCUCUAAAGUCAGCAUAACGUCGAGACAUACUUGCCUCAAUUUUGGAAAUUCAACUAUCAACCCACACAAUCAUGUUUAUAUUCCAGCUCUACUGACAGUUUUGAGACAGACUCCACUGCAAUCGGAGGCUUAUGACAAUCUCUCUCGGCACGGCAAAACAGCCUUGGCACAAGAAGUUGCCGCUCCUCCCUUUGAUGCUGGAGGUUUAUAUUCUGAGAGGCUUAUUUCUGAUGCGUGUCUACAUUACCGAGCGCGUGGGAAGCAGACUUGCUGA
Messenger RNA from Protopolystoma xenopodis, 303 nucleotides. Lineage: Eukaryota; Metazoa; Platyhelminthes; Monogenea; Polystomatidea; Polystomatidae. The record is from the annotation of a GenBank genome assembly.